This is a messenger RNA of Acanthosepion pharaonis, 828 nucleotides long. NCBI's taxonomy places the organism in Eukaryota, Metazoa, Mollusca, Cephalopoda, Sepiida, Sepiidae. The record is from the annotation of a GenBank genome assembly.
AUGUUAACACCCACAUCACUCCACAACAUCGGCUUCAUCCCCAGAACCAACAGGCAGAUCCUGCAUCUUUUGCCCUCGUCCCCCAGUGACUCCAUCUACCUGCAUCACCCACUAUCUCUCCCCUACCAGCCGGGCGUUCGUUCCUGCAACAUCUUCCAUCACACUCGACUUUAUGUCUCUCACCUCUCUGUCCUUCAUUUACUAUCUCUCCCACUUCUCUAUAUUAUAGUUAGCGUCGCUUUCUCUCUCUCUCUCUUCUUUAUGUUUCAGUGUCUACCUCUCUCUCUCUUCUCUAUGUUUCAGUUUCUACCUCUCUCUCUCACUUCUCUAUGUUUCAGUUUCUACCCCUCUCUCUCUCACUUCUCUAUGUUUCAGUUUCUACCUCUCUCUCUCUCACUUCUCUAUGUUUCAGUUUCUACCCCUCUCUCUCUCACUUCUCUAUGUUUCAGUUUCUACCCCUCUCUCUCUCACUUCUCUAUUUUCUACCCCUCUCUCUCUCACUUCUCUAUGUUUCAGUUUCUACCUCUCUCUCUCUCACUUCUCUAUGUUUCAGUUUCUACCUCUCUCUCACUUCUCUAUGUUUCAGUUUCUACCUCUCUCUCACUUCUCUAUGUUUCAGUUUCUACCUCUCUCUCACUUCUCUAUCUUUCAGUUUCUACCUCUCUCUCACUUCUCUAUCUUUCAGUUUCUACCUCUCUCUCACUUCUCUAUCUUUCAGUUUCUACCUCUCUCUCACUUCUCUAUCUUUCAGUUUCUACCUCUCUCUCACUUCUCUAUCUUUCAGUUUCUACCUCUCUCACAACUCUCUUCCUCACGCGAUCUGUUUGA